UCUUUCUUUGUAGCUUUCAGUAAAACAAAAUGAAUAACUUUAUGAAAUUAUUCUCAAUUUUCUUGUUCAUCCAAAUCCAAGUAGCCAUGUCUCAACGAAAUCUUAUACAUCAGCUCUGCAAAAGAAAUCGUUAUCAACCCCUAUGCGUCUCUACUCUCAAUCUUGAUCCUAGAAGCAAAACCUCAAAUCUCCGAGGGCUUGCGUUGAUCUCUCUCCAUGCGACAACAAAGAAAACGAACGAUACGUUAACUUAUCUCAUCUUUGUUAUGCCGGAUGGAGGAGGUCGCGCUGAUUUUGAGAAGUAUGGAACUUGCAUUGAUCAGGAUUACGGCUCAUCUGUUGAUAGGUAUUUGCCGGGGGCUAUGGCUAAUCUAAAGGCUAAGAACUACUCUGCUGCGAUAGCUAACUUGCAAGACGUUGUGGGGGCGUCGAGUGAUUGUGAAAACCAGUUCGCCGGAAGUUGUCCAUUACCGGUGAGCCAAUGUAACAAAGCCGUUCAUGAUAUUGCCGAUAUGACUACUGACAUCAUCAAAACUUUUGUCUAGUAGAUAAUAAAUUUAUAAUUUAUCU
Raphanus sativus (radish) is the source of this 570-nucleotide messenger RNA. Its product is annotated as cell wall / vacuolar inhibitor of fructosidase 1-like. The record is from RefSeq and is a predicted model, not a curated record. Lineage: Eukaryota; Viridiplantae; Streptophyta; Magnoliopsida; Brassicales; Brassicaceae. Gene Ontology annotation, molecular function: enzyme inhibitor activity. Bases 30 to 545 code for a protein of 171 amino acids. Gene Ontology annotation, biological process: negative regulation of catalytic activity. The transcript has 2 exons.